Messenger RNA from Penaeus chinensis, 847 nucleotides. Its product is annotated as cuticle protein AMP1B-like. Gene Ontology annotation, molecular function: structural constituent of chitin-based larval cuticle. The record is from RefSeq and is a predicted model, not a curated record. Gene Ontology annotation, cellular component: chitin-based extracellular matrix. NCBI's taxonomy places the organism in Eukaryota, Metazoa, Arthropoda, Malacostraca, Decapoda, Penaeidae. The transcript is spliced from 3 exons. Bases 8 to 367 code for a protein of 119 amino acids.
UUCCGCCAUGAGCUCCCUCGCCUGUCUCCUCGUGCUGGCUACCGUGGUUACCAUGGCAACAGCUCAAGGAGGAUACGGGCAGAUCAUUCCCAUCGUGAGGGACGACCGGACGCAGAAUCCUUACGGGGAAAGCAGGUUCGAGUUCGAGGCGGGGAAUGGCAUCGUGCGCUACGAGACCGGCAGCGAGAAGGACGGGCACGUGCAGGAGGGAGGCUGGAGAUACCAGUCGCCCGAGGGCAUCCCCGUGGAGAUCACCUUCGUGGCCGACCAGGGGGGGUACCAACCCCAGGGGGAUCUUCUCCCCGUGCCCCCCCCUCUCCCAUACGAAAGGACUCAGAACUUCGGCGGCGGCGGAGGAUAUGCCUGAGGGAGGAGGCGCCCCACCAUCUACUUAUUUUCUAUUACACUUCUUUAUUAUUUACUUAUGUUUCCGGUGAAGAUUCUCUCUGACUUAAAAAAAGAAAAAGAAAAAAAAAAAAGAAGUGAAUCAACCACAAUUCUUUCGAAGAGAGAAAAAACUUAAGAGCAUCUAUAACAUUACCAUUUACAUUUUUUCGCCAGUCUUUAGAAACUGUAAGUAGAUGACGGGGAUAUCUUUUACCCUGUCCCUUUUUCUUUUUUAUUCAUCGUUCGGUUGUUUUUGCUUAUUACAUUCCGGCCCAGGAACUAUGCGUAGAUUUUAUGGAUUUUUCCUUUUUUUUAUUGUUCAAUUUCACUUCCGUUACACAUUGAUUUUUUUGCAUUUGUUGACUUGUACUACACGGAAAUUUGUGUUCUGUAUUGCAGUUUGUUGUUUGUCUUUAUGUCUGUAAGAGGAGAGAGUUGUCCUAAUAAAUAUAUAAUGCAG